AUGGCUGAUUCGAAUAGCCAACAACCUCGGACUAUUGCCGGUGGUACGGGGACACUCAAUGAUCAUCCUGGUUCACCUUUAAAUGUUGUCCCACAUAAUCUUUCACCUCAUUUUGCAUUUAAUGAAGAUGAAGAUGCAUUGGGUGAGAGUAUAGUUACACAAGAUCCUAAACCUAUUUCUUCAGAGUUUCUAGGUGUUCAUGCGGACGAGGAAUUUUAUGUUCACCACACACCCAAUGGCACUAGAAUGUGGUGUCCUAAUGUUCCUAUUGUUUUAAAGCCUGUUGUUGGUUGUGUAUAUGAAAUGUGGAAGGAUGUGUUCAGUAUGUACAAGGACUAUGCUGUGUAUUCUGGGUUUUCUAUUCGUAAGGGGCAAACCAAGAGAUGGAAGGGAAUUGGUCCAAUUGUUUCUCACAGAGUUUUAGUGUCCCUGAUGGGUGGACAUCACAACGUACGUGGCACGCCAACUGAUUUUAAGAACUGGAGCCAGUCGGUUAGGCUUUAUAUUGGUGACCGUGAUGCGCAACUUGUUAUAGAUCGUCUCAAAGAAAGAUCUGAGAGCAUACCAGACUUUUACUAUGAGUUUGUGGUUGAGAAAGGGCAAUUGAGAUCGAUUUUUUGGGCAGACGAAAUUUCCAAGAUAAACUAUGAGGUGUUUGGGGACGUGUUAGCUUUUGAUGCGACUAAUCACACUAACAAGUACAGCAUGAUUUUUGUUCCUUUCGCUAGCGUUGAUAGUCAUAAACAAUGUGUGACAUUCGGUGCUGGCUUGCUAUUCAAUGAAACCACUGAGUCUUACAAGUGGUUACUUGAAUCAUUUCUGAAGGCACACAAGAAGCAACCAAAGUUAGUUCUGACGGACCAGGAGCCUUCAAUGAAAGCUGCCAUUUCAGAGGUUUUCACAGACUCUCGGCACCGCCUUUGCAUGUGGCAUAUUAUGAAGAAACUUCCCACCAAGAUUACUGGAGACCUGUUACAAAACUCUGAGCUAAGAGCAUUGAUGCAUCGUUUGGUAUGGAGUAUUCACAUGAAGCCAUCUACAUUUGAGACGCGUUGGCAACUUUUGAUGGAGGAAUAUGGGUUACAAGAUCACGACUGGUUGAAUGACAUGUACUCAAUUAGGGACCAAUGGGUACCUGCCUACUUCCGUGAUAUCCCAAUGUGUUGUCUGAUGAAGACUACAUCAAGAUGUGAAAGCUCUAACUCAAGCUUCAAGGUCAACUCUUCUAGCGCUAACACACUAGUUCAGUUCAUGUUAUUUUACAAAACUAGGAUAGACAAUCAGCGUUACAGGCAACGUGUUGCAGAGUUUAAAACUUCAUCUAGUGUAUUCAUGGACACUACUGACUUAGCUAUUGAGAAGCAUGCUUUUGAGUUGUAUACACAUGCAAUUUUCACAGAAGUAAGAAAGGAGAUAUACAAGGGGAAGUUGUUUUGUUACAUUGUAAACACGGAGGAUUGUGAUGAUGUUUGUGUUUACUAUGUGAAUCAGUUGGACAAACGAAACAAUGCAACCAAUACAUUCACGGUUAAACUUGAGUUGAGAAACCAGUCGGUCUCUUGUUCAUGCAACAACUUCAUCCGUAUUGGAUAUCUGGGUAGGCACUUUUUUUGUGUUUACCGGGUAAACAAUAUUGAAAAAAUCCCGACCCAGUUUGUUGUUAAGCGUUGGACUAGGGACGUGCUUCCUAAAAAUUUAUUUUCUAUUGAGAGUCGAUAUGGCAUUGACACCCGUCCACAAGCUGCUGCGAGAAGUCAGAUUCUUGAGAUUGUAACCGAAUGUGUAGACGCAUUAAGAAGUGAUGUUGGAGGAAUUUCUUCUUUCACUGAGCAGAUAAAGGAACUGAAAUGCAAGUUACUAAAUGGAGGACCAGUUGAUGACGAAGCCAACAAUGAUAACUAUGCUGCUGUUGAAGAAUUGCUUGGUGUUUCUUUAGAUGGGGACGUAACUCUCAACAAUCCAGACGGGAUCAGGAACAAAGGAUGCAGCAAACGUCGACGAUUGUCUAGAGCAUCUUAG
Messenger RNA from Helianthus annuus (common sunflower), 2019 nucleotides. RefSeq names its product protein FAR1-RELATED SEQUENCE 5-like. Bases 1 to 2019 code for a protein of 672 amino acids. NCBI's taxonomy places the organism in Eukaryota, Viridiplantae, Streptophyta, Magnoliopsida, Asterales, Asteraceae. The record is from RefSeq and is a predicted model, not a curated record. Gene Ontology annotation, molecular function: zinc ion binding. Gene Ontology annotation, biological process: regulation of DNA-templated transcription. The transcript has 6 exons.